AUGCCUGCCUCCCCGCUCUUCUCAGCCAACAGCAGCAUUGCACUUGGCUCUUCAGCUGCUUGCCUCCAGAAAGUGGGCUCCCAUCUGGAAUCGCGGCGACAUGGCGAUUGCGGCUGGCCGAGCCUCCUCACGGUGCUAGGCCCCUCGGCGCUCACGCAGGCUCCUCUGAAGCCAACACCCCCCUCCGCCCCCACCCUGGACUCCUCUCCUCACCGCAUCUGGCGAGCAGACCACGUGCUUCGGUGCCCAGCCCCACUUCAGGGCAGAGAAAUAAAGCGCGAGGUGUCGAGGCCGGCAGAGGACGGGCUGUCUGUGUGUGUGUCUCCGGGAGCGGCUGGCUGCCGCCGUCGCAUCUUCCGGGGCAGCUCCGCGGUGCUCAUCUCUGAAUCCGUGCCUGUGGAAGUCAGGGCUGCGCUCCGGCGGACGCGGCGCACUGGCCGUUGGCCGCCCCUCUUCCGCCACCCGGGUCGGGUUCCUGUGGAGACGAUGCAGUUCUCGUUCCCGCGGCAGGCGGCGCUGUCUCCGGAGGCUCGGGCGCGGCCCGCCCCCGCGCUCCCGCCGGCCAGUGCGCAGGCGCGGCUUUGCGGAUUGGCCAUGAAGGAGGCGCUGGUGGACACGCUCACCGGGAUUCUGUCCCCGGUGCAGGACGUGCGGGCGGCCGCUGAGGAGCAGAUUAAGGUGCUGGAGGUGACGGAGGAAUUCGGUGUCCACCUGGCAGAGUUGACCGUCGAUCCCCAGGGGGCACUGGCGAUCCGUCAGCUGGCCUCAGUUGUCCUGAAACAGUACGUGGAGACUCACUGGUGUGCCCAGUCGGAGAAGUUCAGGCCUCCUGAGACCACAGAAAGGGCAAAGAUCGUCAUCCGGGAGCUGUUGCCCAACGGCCUGAGGGAGUCCAUAAGCAAGGUGCGCUCCAGCGUGGCCUAUGCGGUGUCGGCCAUUGCGCACUGGGACUGGCCCGAGGCCUGGCCGCAGCUCUUCAACCUGCUCAUGGAGAUGCUGGUGAGCGGAGACGUGAACGCCGUCCAUGGUGCCAUGCGGGUGCUGACAGAAUUCACUCGAGAAGUCACUGACACACAGAUGCCGCUGGUUGCACCCGUCAUCCUCCCAGAGAUGUACAAGAUCUUCACCAUGGCUGAGGUGUACGGGAUCCGAACCCGCUCCCGAGCCGUGGAGAUCUUCACCACCUGCGCCCACAUGAUCUGCAACAUGGAGGAGCUGGAGAAGGGCGCAGCCAGAGUCCUGAUCUUGCCCGUGGUGCAGCGGUUCACAGAGGCCUUUGUCCAGGCCCUGCAGGUCCCAGAGGGCCCCACAUCCGACAGUGGGCUCAAGAUGGAGGUCCUGAAGGCAGUGACAGCCCUGGUGAAAAACUUCCCAAAGCACAUGGUGUCCUCCAUGCAGCAAAUUCUGCCCAUUGUGUGGAACACCCUCACUGAAAGUGCAGCUUUUUAUGUGAGGACAGAAGUCAAUUACACAGAGGAAGUAGAGGACCCUGUGGAUUCCGAUGGUGAAGUCCUGGGCUUUGAAAACCUCGUGUUCAGCAUUUUUGAGUUUGUCCACGCUCUCCUGGAAAACAGCAAAUUCAAAAGCACCGUCAGGAAGGCCUUGCCUGAGUUGAUUUACUACAUCAUCCUCUACAUGCAGAUCACUGAGGAGCAGAUCAAAGUGUGGACUGCCAACCCCCAGCAGUUUGUAGAAGAUGAGGAUGACGAUACCUUCUCCUACACCGUCAGGAUCGCAGCCCAGGACCUGCUGCUGGCUGUGGCCUCUGAUUUCCAGAAUGAGAGCGCAGCUGCCCUGGCCGCCGCGGCCGCCCGGCACUUACAGGAGGCUGAGCAGACCAAGAGCAGCGGUGCCGAGCACUGGUGGAAGGUCCACGAGGCCUGCAUGCUGGCCCUCGGCUCAGUGAAGUCCAUCAUCACUGACAGCGUGAAGAGUGGCAGGAUCCCCUUCGACAUGCACGGCUUCCUGACCGGUGUCGUCCUUGCAGACCUCAACCUCUCAGUGUCGCCUUUCCUCCUGGGCCGGGCCCUCUGGGCUGCCAGUCGUUUCACUGUUGCUAUGUCCCCUGAAUUGAUCCAGCAGUUUCUUCAGGCAACAGUCAGUGGUCUUCAUGAGACACAACCCCCGUCAGUCCGCAUCUCCGCAGUGAGAGCCAUCUGGGGCUACUGCGACCAGCUGAAAGUCUCGGAGAGCACAGCCGUGCUGCGGCCCUUCCUGCCCAGCGUCCUGGACGGCCUGGUCCACCUCGCGGCCCAGUUCAGCUCCGAGGUCCUCAACCUGGUGAUGGAGACCCUGUGCGUCGUCUGCACGGUGGACCCCGCGUUCACAGCGAGCGUGGAGAGCAAGAUCUGCCCCUUCACCAUCGCCAUCUUCCUGAAGUACAGCAAUGACCCCGUGGUGGCCUCGCUGUCUCAGGACGUCUUCAAGGAGCUGUCCCAGAUCGAGGCCUGCCAGGGCCCCAUGCAGACGCGGCUGAUCCCCACCCUGGUCAGCAUCAUGCAGGCGCCUGCGGACAAGAUCCCCGCGGGGCUGUGUGCGACAGCCAUUGACAUCCUGACCACGGUGGUGCGGAACACGAAGCCCCCACUCUCGCAGCUGCUCAUCUGCCAGGCCUUCCCCGCCGUGGCCCAGUGCACCCUGCACACGGAUGACAACGCCACCAUGCAGAAUGGAGGCGAGUGCCUGCGGGCCUACGUGUCGGUGGCGCUGGAGCAGGUGGCACAGUGGCGCGAUGAGCAGGGCCACAGCGGGCUGUGGUACGUCAUGCGGGUGGUGAGCCAGCUGCUGGACCCCCGCACCUCUGAGUUCACUGCUGCCUUCGUGGGCCGCCUGGUGUCCACGCUCAUCGCCCGGGCGGGCCGGGAGCUGGGCGAGAGCCUGGACCAGAUCCUGCGCGCCGUCCUCAGCAAGAUGCAGCAGGCCGAGACGCUCAGCGUCAUGCAGUCCCUCAUCAUGGUGUUCGCACACCUGGUGCACACGCAGCUGGAGCCGCUGCUGGAGUUCCUGUGCAGCCUGCCCGGGCCCACCGGCAAGCCCGCCCUGGAGUUCGUGAUGGCCGAGUGGACCAGCCGGCAGCACCUGUUCUACGGGCAGUAUGAGGGCAAAGUCAGCUCCGUGGCACUGUGUAAGCUGCUGCAGCACGGCAUCACCGCCGACGACCGGCGGCUGCAGGACAUCCGCGUGAAGGGCGAGGAGCUCCACAGCCCCGACGAGGGCGUCCGCACCCGCUCCAAGUCGGCCAAGAACCCCGAGCGCUGGACCAACAUCCCUCUGCUGGUCAAGAUCCUGAAGCUCAUCAUCAACGAGCUGUCCAGCGUCAUGGAGGCCAACGCCGCCCGCCAGGCUGCCCCUGCUGAGUGGAGCCAAGGUGCCCCGUGCCCCACACACUCCCUGCCCACUGCUCUGGGGCUCACCUUGCAGGCCCGCGUGGGGCUGGCUUCCAGGGGCUGCCUGCUGCGGCACCGCCCUUCCCACCUGACUUCUCUCAGGAGCCUCUCAGCCUGUUCCCGCCCACCAGCACAGUCAGCUUUCAGUCAGACUUCCGGAUCUGCUCACCCCUGGUUCUCCCUGGGACUAGGGCUGCAGCGCAGAGACCCUCGGGGCCUUCUGUCCUGGCUGGUCUGGUGGGAGGGGAGGUGUGCGCCUGUGCANCCCCCUCCUCCCCCCGGUGCCCUCUGCUCCCACCUGGUUCCUCUCGCGUAUCUCACAGACUUCCUCUGCCAGUUUGCCCAGCAGCCCUGCUACGUGAUGUUUUCAGGCCACCUCAAUGACAGUGAGAGGAGGGUGCUGCAGACCAUCGGCAUCUGA
Odocoileus virginianus texanus is the source of this 3807-nucleotide messenger RNA. Lineage: Eukaryota; Metazoa; Chordata; Mammalia; Artiodactyla; Cervidae. The record is from RefSeq and is a predicted model, not a curated record.